Symbiodinium necroappetens is the source of this 483-nucleotide messenger RNA. The record is from the annotation of a GenBank genome assembly. NCBI's taxonomy places the organism in Eukaryota, Dinophyceae, Suessiales, Symbiodiniaceae.
AUGAUCUGCAUUCCAAUCUUAAGCAGCAGCCACUUCGACGCAGCAUGGGAGCUAGAUGCCCUCCUGUGCUCGGACGACUCUGUGUUGCUGGACGGACUUGCUGUACGGCAAGGCAUGCUGCUUGUGGAACUGUGUCUUCGCACCGUGCGUGCUGACGUUCUGGAGCUGUGCCAUCUAUUGCUGCGGGUGUUUGAGAGUUUAUUCCAUCCGUUGCUGCGGGAGGUGGUCUGGGCUAUUCGCCGACCCCAGCUUCCCUGCCAACGCUGCGACUUUGGGGGAUGUUGUGGAGGAGGUCGUGUGGCUUCGUGCCACGCGGCGCCUGUGCAAGAGGGCUAUUCAGCUCGUGGCGUCAGAUCUCGACCCGUGCCAGCUUUGCGAAGGAUGUCGAUUUGCAAGACUGGUGAUUUGGGAGUGACCAUUGGACCAGGUCGUCCGACUAGCGCCCUGGAGGCAAGAUUUCAAGGUACGCAUUUAGUUGUCUAG